Rhododendron vialii is the source of this 1045-nucleotide messenger RNA. RefSeq lists its product as uncharacterized. The record is from RefSeq and is a predicted model, not a curated record. NCBI's taxonomy places the organism in Eukaryota, Viridiplantae, Streptophyta, Magnoliopsida, Ericales, Ericaceae. Bases 158 to 649 code for a protein of 163 amino acids. The transcript is spliced from 6 exons.
CCAGCUAAUUAAGCCACACCAAACUCCGAUUCAGAGAAGACGAUCGAAGACGAACAGAUUUUCCCCCUCUCGUUCUCUCAGUAAACAUCCAUCAGUUUCUCCUCCACGCCACACCGCACCUGGAGAAGACGAAGACGACAGUUCAUAGUUACGCAAAAUGUCCAAAGGAGGAAAAGUGUUGCUCCAACCUAGUUUUCUAUCAACUCAUUUCAUACCGGAUUAUGAGAAGAUAAAGAGGAACAAUAAGAUCUGUGAAUCUCAUGGGGUGAAGAGUAUUGCAACUCCUUUUGUGGGAUCGGUUCAGCAACGCAAACGUGUUACUGCUGAAAAUGGAAAGCGUACUAGGGUUGAGUUGGAGGAUGAUGGCUAUAGACUUUCACGUGAUGAGGAUGACCUUGGCCAUGACAGUGAGUCGGUUGACUCUUUUGAGCAGGCCUUGGAGAUGCCAAGAGGUUGUCAAAGAGCGCCACAGUCCCAUUCAAAGCCAGAAUCCUGUGCAACUAUGAUCUCCGAGAGGAUCACCCGAUCGACGCCACAACCUAACAUGGAUACCAAGGACCUACCACCUCCCAUUGUCCAGCCACAAAGUGAGGCAUUAGCUAACAACAAUGUCGUACACACUGUUAGACGCACUCGUGGGCCUAUGUGAGGCAAACUGGCACAAAGGGUCAUUGAUAAAGAUGGAAGGCUUAAAGUUCCCAUUCCACCACAGUUCCGUGCAGCGGUAGGGGAGCAUGCUUCUAAAUUGGUCUCAAAGAUUGGCUUUGAGGUUCGGACACAUGUGAUGGACCUUGGCAUCCGUAGGUGGAAGGCCUUGGAUGACAGUGUUAAAGGGCCUAUACUUCAGCGACUGAUGGAUAAGUUUGAUUUGCAAAGAGAUCCUAUUGAUGUUGAUAAGGCAGUGGCAACACAAUGUGGACGAAGAAUAAGCAACUACACCUAUAAGUUGAAGAAAAAAUACGAUAAGCUUGUAAAGGCAAAGGGGGCUGAGUAUGCAAGAAGCAACCCCCCAGGUGGUGUGAAGCCCGAACAGUGGACAAGCUUA